AUGACAGAGGUUACAUGGGGGGUCAUCGUCAAGGCGGUGGAGGACGGCAAGAGAGACAACCCGUUCCACAAUUGCCCGAUGUGCGAGUGCAUCUUCUGGUGUUUUCCGCUGCUUUGUUUGCAGUGCGUCUUGUGUCUCAUGCUGAACCCCUGUGCUUGGUGGGCCGCCAUGAAGACCAAUCGGGGCGUGCGCUCGGCGGCCGAGACGGUGAGCCAGCAGCUGAAGCGAAGCAACCCGCAGUGGGAUUGCAACGCGGAGCUCGGUGCUACGCGGAAUUAUAUUGUGCUCUCUGCGCGCGCCCGAGAUGGGCCAUGUUUGUGA
Messenger RNA from Prorocentrum cordatum, 321 nucleotides. Lineage: Eukaryota; Dinophyceae; Prorocentrales; Prorocentraceae. The record is from the annotation of a GenBank genome assembly.